AUGGAAAAUAAUUAUGUGUCUCUUCAACCUUCUUUAGAAAAACAACUUAAAGGGCAUCGCAAAAGUAUAACAUCAUUAUUUUACAAUCCUAAUGAACAACAGUUAGCCAGUGGCUCUUUAGAUAAUAGCAUAUUGUUAUGGGAUUUACGUGGGACGAUGAGAAGUUACAGAUUCCAAGGCCACGAUGAAGCUGUUAUGGAUGUAACAUUUUCACCAACGGGGAAAUAUAUGGCUUCAGCUUCUCGAGACAAAACUGUUCGUCUUUGGGUACCAACUGUAACAGGAAGUACUGGUACAUUUAAAGCGCAUUCUCAGACUGUGCGAUCCGUUCAAUUUAGUCCCGAUGGAACAAAGAUUGUAACAGCAUCAGAUGAUAAAAUCGUUAAGUUGUGGUCGAGUGAAAAACAUAAGUUUUUGGCUUCAUUCGUCGGUCACACAAAUUGGGUUCGUCGGGCUCGUAUCUCUCAAGAUGGAUCACUAAUAGCUUCAUGUUCUGAUGAUAAAACAACAAAAUUAUGGAACCUAGAAACGGGUGUAUGUAUAAACACAUAUAAAGAUCAGAGUGCACAUGGCUUACAUUUGGCCUGGCAUCCAUCUAGUUGUUAUGUGGCUAUUGGAACUUCAAAGGGAAAUAUUAAAUUGUAUGAUGUUAGAACACACAAUCUUGUACAAUUCUAUAGUAUACACAAUGAUGCUGUCACACAACUUGCCUUUCAUCCGAGUGGAAGUUAUAUAUUAACUUCUAGUAAAGAUGGGACCAUGAAGAUUCUUGAUCUGUUGGAAGGUCAUCCAAUAUUUACAUUAAGUGGACACUCUGGACCAAUCAAUGCUGUAGCAUUCUCACCCAGUGGACAAAAAUUUACCUCUGCCGGUGAUGACAAGCUGGUCUUUAUCUGGAAGACUAAUUUCACUGAACUCUCAAAUCAAACAAAAGAAAAUGUUGGACAUAAUCAAUUAUCAACUUCUAGAUCACAGACUUCUAAAGGUGUGAAGAUGUGGUAUCAGUGCUAUCACAACACUAAGUAUCCUGUGAAAACUUUUGUCCAUAUUGAUAAUGAUCCUAAUGAUUCUGUAAGAAGCAUCAGCUUCCAAGAUGCACCUAAUGCAAACAGUACCAUGAUAGAACCUGAAGAUAAUCAAGUGAAUGUGACAAGAACUGCUUCAAAUGUUGUAAGAAACAACUCAAAUUCUCAAUUUCAUGAGGAUUGUCAAUCUAGUGAAUGUUCUUCAUACAGUGUGGGACAUAUCAGUCAUAUUCCUCGUCAACCUCCUACACCGGCCACAUAUACGAUUCCGUCGAUUGUCAACAAGUCCAUUCAAUUCCAUAAUGAUCAAGACAUCUUUGGUAUGAUCAAACUAGGAGAUGACGAUGUAUGUUACACAAGUGGUACUAUUGAAUGGGUAGGUCGUAAACGAAGCUUCCCAUUGAAUAGUGGUUUUAAAAUUCUUAGUCACAGAGAGACAAGCGAGCCGUUCUGUAAAAGAAAGAAACAAGUUGAGAAUGAAACUUAUAUCAGUGGAGUUAACAAAUUAAAGGAGUGCGAUUGUGCUGAUGUUUUACCAACUGUGAAUGCAAUUGUGGAUCAUCUUAAUGCAUUACAUGAAGCGGUGGAUCUUGUUGAUUUACGUCUCAACACAUUGGAGGAAGCCGUGAAUCCCAAUUAA
Molecule: messenger RNA, 1665 nt
Organism: Danaus chrysippus (African queen)
Lineage: Eukaryota; Metazoa; Arthropoda; Insecta; Lepidoptera; Nymphalidae
Source: the annotation of a GenBank genome assembly